Pochonia chlamydosporia 170 is the source of this 1515-nucleotide messenger RNA. RefSeq names its product MFS transporter. The transcript has 2 exons. Bases 1 to 1515 code for a protein of 504 amino acids. The record is from RefSeq and is a predicted model, not a curated record. NCBI's taxonomy places the organism in Eukaryota, Fungi, Ascomycota, Sordariomycetes, Hypocreales, Clavicipitaceae.
AUGACGCAGUCACACGAGAUGGAGCGCGUGGCUACCGCCGACAACAAGCCUUCGACUGUUCACGAGGCCGAUAACAAUGCAGCUCAGAAUGUCGACAACAAAGAACGAGCCAUGUCUCGUGAAGAACAAGAGCUGGGCUUCCAACCUCAUCCUUCCAAGAUUGUUCGCUUCUACUCUCAUCCCUGGACGCAGAUUCUGCUCAUCUCCUUCAUCUGCUUCUGUCUUCCUGGAAUGUACAAUGCCCUCACUGGGCUCGGCGGUUCAGGACAAGUUGACUCAACAGUCGCCGCCAAUGCCACAGUUGCCCUUCUCUCUGCCACAGCAGCAACUGCUCUCACCAUUGCCGGUCCCAUCUUCUCUCUUCUCGGACCCCGUAUCAGCUUUCUCAUCGCCGGCUGGACAUAUGCUUUGUACAGCGGCUCCCUCCUCAGCUUCAACCACAGCAAGAAUGGCGGCUUCGUCAUCGGUGCCGGCGCCGUGCUCGGUGUUGGCGCAUCCUUCAUCUGGAUCGUCCAAGGCGCCAUCAUGACCACCUACGUCGAAGAGUCGCAAAAGGGCCGCGCCAUCGCCGUCUUCUGGAUCGUCUUCAAUCUCGGCGGUGGAAUCGGCUCCCUCGCCUCCUUCGGUCUCAACUACAACUCCAAGUCUGGCACUGUCUCCGAUUCCACCUACAUCGCCCUCAUGGUCAUCAUGCUGUUCGGCUGGCUCCUCGGCGUCUUCAUCUGCUCGCCGUCCCGAAUCCGCCUCGCCCAGCUACACAAGGCCGUCGAGGUCGAGAAGCACACCCUCAAGGGAUCAUUCAUGACCGCCGUCAAGACCAUUGCGAAAUGGCGCGUUCUCUGCAUGCUGCCGCUCUUCUUUUCCGCAAACGUCUUCUACAGCUACCAGCAGAACCAGGUCAACGGCGAGACCUUCAACAUCCGCACUCGAUCCCUCAACGGCGCCUUGUACUGGAUCGCCCAGAUGCUCGGCGGCCUGUUGAUUGGUCUUAUUCUCGAUCUUCCCUGGUUCGAUCGUACCACGCGCGCCAAGCUCGGCUGGGCUACCGUCUUUGUAACAGGCAUGGUUAUCUGGGGAGGAGGCUAUCAAUUCCAGAAGUGGCAGGAUGCUCGCCGGGCUUCUGGCCACCACCAGGAUGUGGACUACAAGGACGGAAGCAUUUCUACUGGUCCUAUUUUCCUGUACAUCUUUUACGGAGCAUACGACGCUUUGUGGCAGGGCUUCGCCUACUGGCUCAUUGGAACCGAGUCCAACAGUUCUGCUCGUGCUGCCGUUCUCGUUGGAGCGUACAAGUCUCUGCAGGCGGCUGGUGGCGCCAUGGCCUGGCGUAUUAAUGCUCAAAAGGUUGCGCCCAUGAGCCAGUUUGGAAUGAACUGGGGUAUGUGUAUUGGCUCGUUGGUUAUUGUGUUACCGACUGUGUGGACGGUUUCAAAGACUACCACGACUGAUGAUGAGGCGAAUGUUACGUCGGGCGGGCAGCAGCAGCAGACUAGCAAAUUGGUCACGGAGGAAUAA